CACCGUUGUUGUCGCCAGCGUAUGGCGUACUCCUCGCCAAGCUACACAUUUUACGCGCGUAAAUUUAGAACGCAAAAAUAAACUCGGGAGAAUAAGUGAAACUCUGAAACUUUGUUUAGUGAGAGAUUUAUAUAAAUUAAGCCUGUUUGUGGUAAAUUGUUGCGGUGCCACUUUGUAUUCUGUGCCGUGCGGAAAUUUUAUGUUUUCGCGCGAUUUUAAUUAGGAGAGAUGUAAUGAUUUUCUUCGUGAAUCCGUUUGCGGGGUUUUGGUUAUUCGAAGGAAAUAAAACAUUGGACACCGAAGCGGAAAGUUCAGUCGCCUUUAUUCUUCCGCGCUAAAGACAUAGCUUGUUCCGGAGCAAAACUUUGCCAUGUGCAGUCAAGUGAAAGUGUUUAGUGAACUGUGCGCUAACUGACGCCUGUAUCGAGUGAAGAUGGAGCGGAAAACAGGCCUGCUUGUUGUACUGUGGGUCGCGAUCUUCCCUUUGUACAAGGCUGAUAACCUCGAACUGCUUCUGGGAACACUACGAACACACCAAAAAGCAGCUUGCGACGAGGAGAUGGUCACACUCGUGUGUCCCCGUGGAACAACCAUCAGCAUCCAGGUAGCGCAGUACGGAGCUUCAGUAACCCAGGGAUCGUGUGCCUCAGAGCUGGCCGAGUAUCAACCGGUGGCAGUCGAAGUUAUUGGCGACACGUCCUGUGUCUGGCCUAGUACUCUACAGUAUUCCUUGUUGCAGACAGUUGUGGAGGCAUGUCAGAAGAAGCGGCAGUGCAAGUUCCACACCAGUCCCAAGGCGUUCGGAAUGGACCCAUGCCCCGGUUCCAGAAGGUUCGUCGAGGUCGCCUAUAAGUGCCGUCCUUAUGAGUUUCGAAGUAAAGUGGGAUGUGAGAACGACGUGUUACACUUGAGCUGCAACCCCCACUCGAGGGUCGCUAUUUAUUCCGCUCAGUAUGGCAGGACGGAGUAUGACUCGAUACAGUGCCCUCAACCGCGCGGCAUGAAAGAAGAAACCUGCCUGGAGCCCUAUGCCACAGAAAAAGCGAUGCGAGAAUGCCACGGCAAGAGGAGGUGCGUUCUAUCCGCCGACAGCAAUAUGUUCGGGAAUCCUUGCCGACCCGGCAGCAGAACUUAUCUCAAAGUCGUUUACACUUGCGUUCCGCGUACAGUUCUCAAAGAGAGGUACGAAAGUGCCCCUGAAGAGGACGAGGCUGCUCACGAUGUUUCCGAUCCCGAGCACGAAGAUGUCGACGAAUCAAACGACCGAUGGUGGGGCGAAUCAGCAGUUCCUCCGGCUCCAGCAGUAGCAGCUGUACCCCCUCAACGCCCUUCUACGACGACCGUCUUAAACGCAACCAGCAUAAAUAGGAUCGAACCUCCAGCCGUACCAACGAAUCAUCACUUAUCUAAAGAUGAUAGCUUCGACGUAAUAUACGUCUAUAUAAUAGCGGCUGUGGCUGUGGCAUUGUUACUUUGCAUCAUCGUUGGGAUCAUCCGCUGCGUUAUGCAUAAACAAAGCACUGACCAACCCAAAGGGCCCGACGUGUCUGCCACAACUGAAAUCCCCAACGGAUUCAACGACAGCAUCUCCGAGGUAGACAACGACAUCAACAUAACAAGUCUUUCCGGUCCGGUCGAUUCCGCUGAUUCCGGAAUGAAACAAGAUAUGCAAUUUGGGAAUGUGGCUGUCAGUCCCAAAAUCAAUAGGUACGUCGGUAGGCCAGUUCCUAACACAUAUCCUCACGUCAGUACUAAUAUGUAUGGGCAGGUUGCAGAAUUCCCAAUAGAAAUGCCACUGCGGACUAUACCGAUGCACGGUACUUUAGGCCGAGGAGUUGCGGUCAAAACACUACCGAGAGUCCAAGUGCAAUCAGAAAUAGACCCUAACACGAGAAGUUUAUAUCGAUAUUCGAACGCACAAUACUAUUUCGGGUGACAACAAGAGAAAGGGCAGUGUUCGGACGUAUCUAGGACUUACUGUUUCUAGUUAAAGUGUAGUGAAGUGUAAAUAGAUCAGUGAACUAGUUAGAAGUUUGUAAUGUCCUACUUUAAAAAUACGGAAACUGUGAUAUUAAUUGAAAACUUUCCUAUUGUAUUACCUAAGGUUUAGCGAGUUGUAGACACGGUGUAUUCAGACGUGGAGUUUGAGUUGAAUUAACAAUGAAACAAGUUUGUUGCCCUGUGAGAACUUCACGCAAAGCUACUUUCAAAAACGUUGCUUUUAGACCUCGAUUGUUCAUUAUUACAGUUGUGUUAAAUGUUUUAUUACGUAACGUAUUUUCUUAGUCAACUGGGUUAAUCUCUGCUUGUCCUUGUAAUUUGACUACCCAAUUGACUACUAUUAUAUAUUUUUAUUGAAGGCAUGUUUUAAAAAACUAUCUUUCACGUCCAUCAUAAUAAUUUUGUCUAUAACACUUUGUGUCUACAAUUCGCUUGAAAGUUUAUUGGUAAAUGUUCUGAAUUUUAUAUAGUUGGUUAUCAAUUUGUGCUGUAAUAAUUAACCUUAGUUUAAUCAAAAUUUUAUUUGACACUUUUGAUGCGAGUAUCUCUUUGUUUUUACUAAUUUAACUUCACCUUUCGUUUGAAAUGUUAAUUUUGAAAAUGAAUUUUCAGAAUAGUCAAUCUUUACUCAAAGAGUUUUAACACUAGUCUGGGAAUUCGCAUUAUUCGAAUAUAAAUUAAUUUGAUGCGUAUUCUAGUUUAAUUUUGUUACAUUAUAUAAGUUUAUAAGAACGUUAAUGUUGUAAGGUAUUUAGGGCGGACCGUAGUCUAUCGAAGGUCGUGUAAAAAUAAUUUAAUUAAAUGUAAUGACUUGCAAGUGUACAGAAAACUUUUUAUGUCGUACAUCGAUUUAUUAAUAAAGUACUUAC
Bombyx mandarina (wild silkworm) is the source of this 2870-nucleotide messenger RNA. RefSeq lists its product as uncharacterized. The record is from RefSeq and is a predicted model, not a curated record. Gene Ontology annotation, molecular function: carbohydrate binding. NCBI's taxonomy places the organism in Eukaryota, Metazoa, Arthropoda, Insecta, Lepidoptera, Bombycidae.